Molecule: messenger RNA, 1931 nt
Organism: Hibiscus syriacus
Lineage: Eukaryota; Viridiplantae; Streptophyta; Magnoliopsida; Malvales; Malvaceae
Product: probable LRR receptor-like serine/threonine-protein kinase At3g47570
Exons: 4
Coding region: 1-1926 (641 amino acids)
Biological process (GO): hormone-mediated signaling pathway; protein phosphorylation
Cellular component (GO): plasma membrane
Molecular function (GO): protein binding; ATP binding; protein kinase activity
Source: RefSeq, a predicted model, not a curated record
AUGGUUGUCAAUAGACUCACGGGUACGCUUCCCCCGGAUAUGUUUACUAAUUUGACUAGUUUAACAACCCUUUUCUUGGGAGGGAAUCUCUUGUCUGGCCGCAUACCACCAUCUAUAGGCAAUGCAUCGAGCUUAACUCACGUCGACCUCGCAAACAACAGCUUCCAUGGCCAAAUCCCAUGGCUGGGGAACCUACCAAAUAUUCAAAUAUUGAGCUUACAGUAUAAUCAACUGGUUAAUGAUGGACCAAGUGGCAUGGAUUUCCUAACUUCUUUGGCAAAUUCUACCCAACUUCAAGUAUUUUCGGUGGCUGGAAACUGGCUUACCGGUAGGCUUCCAUCUUCCAUAGGCAACCUCUCCAGACAACUUUCAUUGUUGGUGAUGAACAACAACUUUUUCGAAGGAAAUUUAGCCGAAGAAAUAAGCAAUUUGGUGAACCGUCUUCAGUUGCUAUACCUGUCACUUAACUUGCUUAAUGGUACCAUACCGAGUGAUAUAUUCGGAAUCUCGAGUUUCAGUAUGGUCUUGAACCUCUCUUUCAAUUCUUUAACUGGAUUUGUUCGUUCUGAAAUCGGGAAUCCAAAUGUGAUUCAAGCUAUCGACUUCUCGAGCAACGAAUUAUCAGGGGAUAUACCUUUCACCAUUGGAGAUUGUCCCAUACCAAAUUCUCUAGACAAACUGAAAGGUAUAGAGUAUAUUGACCUCUCUUCGAAAGAGCUCGCCGGUAACAUCCCGGCUUCUUUGGAAUCUUUAAGGUUAUUGCAAGUUUUAAACCUGUCCAGGAACCAACUAUCAGGGGAGGUUCCAAGAGCAGGGAUUUUCCGGAACUCGACAUCUGUUUUCCUUUCCGAAAAUCUCAAGCUUUGUGGUGGAGUACCCGAUUUAGGACUACCGAGAUGUGAUUCUCCUGGAAAAAAGUCCAGUGGUUCGAGGUUGAGAAUUGUACUUAUAGCCUCGUUUGCAUCGGCUGCAUUCAUCAUUGCUUCCGUAACUAGAAAGAAAGAUCCAGGCCUUCGUCAGGUUAAAGAGGAAGCUGAUUCACCGGAGAAUCAGUUCGGAAUAUUUGAUUGGAGAGGGCAGUUUUGGAUCAGUUUACAAGGUGUUUUCAAUGAUGGAAGUUUGGCAGCUAUCAAGGUCUUUAAAAUGGGAAUACAUGGAGCUUCCAAGAGCUUUCUAGCCGAAAGUGAAGUUCUUCGAAGUAUCCGACACCUGAACCUCGUUAAAAUCAUAAGUAUAUGUUCGGCUGGCGAUUUCAAGGCACUAGUACUUAAAUUCAUGCCAAAUGGAAACUUGGAGCAGGUGCUUCACCCAAGAAGUGAAGACUCUGAGGUAGUAAAAGCUCUUGACAUGAACCAGAGAUUGAAGAUAGCACAAGAUGUUGCAUCAGCACUGGAGUAUCUGCAUCACGAUCGUGAAACACUCGUCGUGCACCGCGAUCUCAAGCCGAGUAACGUUCUCCUGGAUGAAGAAAUGUCCGCUCAUGUCACCGAUUUCGGACUCGCAAGAAUCCUACUAAAAAAUUCACCCAAUGCUCAUCUUAGUAGUUCCCUUGGACUAAAAGGUUCAAUUGGCUACAUGGCUCCAGAAUACGGCAUGGGUGCUGGUGUAUUGACAAGAGGCGAUGUCUACAGUUUUGGCAUAGUGAUCCUUGAGAUGUUUACCAGGAAAAGGCCUAUAGACAAUAUGUUCAGUGGAGACAUGGAUUUGCAGAAAUGGAUUUUGAUGCAUCUUCCUGGUAAUUUCCACGAUAUAGUCGACCGUGAGCUUAUGCAAAAAGAAAGGCAGCUGGCGCCGGCAUAUGAUGACGGCAUCGGCGGAAUGUUGAAAAUUGGAUUGAUGUGUGCAAGGAAAUCGCCUGAUGAACGACCAACUAUGAGGGAAGUCUCUGUCAUGAUAAAAAAUGUCAAGGCCAGCUUAUCAGAAUAACAUAU